This is a messenger RNA of Rangifer tarandus platyrhynchus (Svalbard reindeer), 540 nucleotides long. The record is from the annotation of a GenBank genome assembly. Lineage: Eukaryota; Metazoa; Chordata; Mammalia; Artiodactyla; Cervidae.
AUGCACGAGAGGGCUGAGCACAGGGUCCACACCGGGGCCUGGGCUUCAUGCAGGAGCAGAUGCCUGGAAGAGGAGGAGAAACUAUUAGACGAGCAGGUAAGUUCUGAGGCAACCCUUUUGCCGAAAACUACAAGUGCCCUAGAAAAAUCAGGGUUCCCAGAACAAUCCACAAGAGGAUACAGCUGCUGCCAUCAGCUGGAGUGCAAGAAUGGAUGGAGAAUCAUUUUGAUUCACAGUGAAUUUUCACUAUUUUUAAAGCCCGGCUUCGGGCCUGACGUCAGGAUUCCUGACCUGCGUUCGUCUCCCGCGGUGCCAGAGCCCUUUUCAUCCUCGCCCUCCUCCUCGCUCCCCCGACUCGCGGUGACUCACGCUGCCAUCACGCAGCAUCGCUCAACGCCCACGCGGACGCGGGGCCUUGCUCCGUCCCGCGCAGAGCUGCGUGCCUGUCUCCCGCCUCCUGGGAGCUUAGGAUCUGCUCAAGCAAUUUCAGAGGCCGUGCAGGGAGAGGAAGAUAAAGCAGCCAAGCAACACUUCAGAUAA